UUUCGACCCUCUCCGACUGACUUAGUGGAGGUUGCAUAAUGUUGCCAGCAGCUGUUGUUCGCUUUACACAGGUGUAAGUGACAGUUUACUCUGUGUUCUGAGCUGCAGCACUAGCCAUGGGGAUUGAGAUAUUACUUCUAUUGGUGCUGUCGGCGUUUUCUGUCUAUUUUCUGUUCGUACAGAGAAAGCACCCUAACUACCCUCCUUGUAUCAGAGGCUGGAUCCCCUGGUUUGGAGCAGCGUUCCAGUUCGGUAAAGCCCCAUUGGAUUUUCUGGCGCAAGCCAGAGCAAAGUAUGGGCCAGUGUUCACUAUUGCCGCUGCUGGGAAGCGACUUACUUUUGUAACUCUGCAUGAAGAUUUUAAUACCUUUUUCAUGUCGAAAGAUGUGGAUUUCCAGCAGGCGGUUCAAGACCCUGUCCAGCGCACAGCCUCUAUAAGUAAAGAGAGCUUCUUCAAGAAUCACCCAGCUUGCCAUGCUUUGAUUAAGGGGAGGUUAACUCGGUCCAACCUGCACGAGGUUUCCAGUGACCUGUGUGCUGAGUUUAAUGAACACCUGGAGCUGCUGACAGACGAGGGGGCUGGCGACCUCUCUGACCUUGUCAGGCAUGUCAUGUACCCUGCAGUAAUGAGCAACCUGUUGGGUAAAUGCAACUCUCCAGCAAGCAAGGCCGCAGUGCAAGAGUUUACAGAACAAUUCCAGACGUACGAUGAAGGUUUUGAAUAUGGGUCACAAUUGCCAGAGUUGUUUUUACGAAAGUGGGCCAAAGCAAAGCAGUGGCUUCUCUCCCUCAUGAAAAGCAUGGUUCUCAAAGCUAAGAGAAACACGUCUCCUGAUACGAACUCCAAGACAUUGCUGCAGCAUUUCUUAACCAUAUUAACUGACAGCUUUAGCCCUAAUUAUUCCCUACUGAUGAUGUGGGCAUCACUAGCCAAUGCCAUUCCUAUUACUUUCUGGACCCUUGGUUUUAUUAUCUCCCAACCAUCUGUAUACAGGACAGUUAUGGAGGAGAUAGCAUCAUCCUUUGGAGAUAAAGACAAAACAAAGAGUAUUUUAUCAGAGAGUGAGCUGCAGCAGCUUCCUUACAUACAGUGGUGUGUCCUGGAAGCAAUCCGCCUUCGUUCACCAGGAACUAUAACCAGGAAGGUGGUCCGACCCAUCAAAAUCCAAAAUUACAUCAUCCCACCAGGAGACAUGCUGAUGUUGUCACCAUUUUGGGCUCACAGAGAUCCCAGAUAUUUUCCAGAACCUGAAAAAUUCAUGCCUGAACGCUGGAAGAAGGCCAAUUUAGAAAAGAAUGUAUUUUUGGAAGGCUUUGUGGCCUUCGGAGGAGGUCGAUACCAGUGCCCAGGAAGGUGGUAUGCACUAAUGGAGAUCCAAAUGUUCAUUGGUUUGAUUCUUUAUAAAUAUGAACUCACUUUGCUGGAUUCACUGCCAAAACCGAGCUCUCGCCAUUUAGUGGGAACUCAGCAGCCAGACGGACCUUGCAGGGUACAGUACAAUCACAGAUAGAGUCCCAGUUUCAGCAAAGGGGCCUGUGCCCUGGAUAUAAAGGGACCUCUUUCAACACCACAUCGCUGUACAUUGGAAUUGGAAAUACCAGCUUAUGUGGACCUUUUACAAAAGAACAUUAGGUGUUCAUUUUAAUUUUAAUAACCUACAAGUAAGUAACGCAUUCAGUUUGAACCAUGAACAUGCAUAGGGAUUGGAUUUAUUAAUGUAGUUCUAACUGCUGUACUAGAAUUUGUAUAUUGCUUCAGAAUAAUUAUCUGUAAAAUACAAUAAAACCUGCAUUGAUGGCCCGCUGAAAUUAGCAGUCAUCUUAUCAACCAGUAAACUUCACAACAGAU
Messenger RNA from Acipenser ruthenus (sterlet), 1849 nucleotides. It is a transcript of the gene cyp39a1, whose product is annotated as 24-hydroxycholesterol 7-alpha-hydroxylase. The transcript is spliced from 12 exons. Gene Ontology annotation, molecular function: heme binding; oxidoreductase activity, acting on paired donors, with incorporation or reduction of molecular oxygen; iron ion binding. The record is from RefSeq and is a predicted model, not a curated record. The coding region runs from base 117 to 1511 and encodes 464 amino acids. Gene Ontology annotation, biological process: cholesterol homeostasis; bile acid biosynthetic process. NCBI's taxonomy places the organism in Eukaryota, Metazoa, Chordata, Actinopteri, Acipenseriformes, Acipenseridae.